Molecule: messenger RNA, 2134 nt
Organism: Drosophila eugracilis
Lineage: Eukaryota; Metazoa; Arthropoda; Insecta; Diptera; Drosophilidae
Gene: Ir68a
Exons: 7
Coding region: 1-2115 (704 amino acids)
Cellular component (GO): membrane
Molecular function (GO): ligand-gated monoatomic ion channel activity
Source: RefSeq, a predicted model, not a curated record
AUGCGUUGUUGUUGGCUGGGAAUUCUGGCUGGGACCUGCAUAUCCCUGGCGAUGGCCAUCACAAUUCCCACAGAAAUCCAAAACCCCAACCUAAAGGCUUAUGAGAUGCAUUUAAAAGUCUUGCUACAGAAAAUCCUUUGGACUGCCAAUGUUAAGCGUUGUUUUAGCGUUAUCACAGAUGAUCUGCAUUAUCCUAUAUAUGAUCGGAUAUUUUUCGAAUCGGUGGGUCGUCAAGUAAUCCCAUUCUUUGUGAUGCGAGCAAAUGCCAGUGAGGAUCUCCUGCGGCCACCCAAGCAAGUUGAGCUCUUUGUUACGGCCAUUAAGGCCAGUGAUUGUGAAUUAACUUUAAUCACUAUACUAAACGGCUGGCAGGUCCAGCGUUUCCUGAGAUAUAUCUACGACAACAGAUCUUUGAAUUUGCAGAAAAAGUUUAUCUUACUUUAUGAUUCGCGACUUUUCGAGAGGGAUAUGAUUCACCUGUGGAGCGUCUUUGUGGGUACCAUUUUUCUCAAAAGGGAGUUGGAUAAUAAGUUUACCAUCUCUACCAUUGCCUUUCCUGGCAUUUUGAGUGGCGUUCUGGUUCUUAAGAAUAUUGCCAACUGGGAACUGGGAAAAGGUGUUAAUGGAAGGAUUUUGUUUGCUGACAAGACAGGUAACUUGUAUGGAGCCCCAAUGCCAGUGGCCAUUGCCGAGCACGUGCCCAUGGUUAUGUGGGUGAACGCGACGAACAGCUUCCAAGGAGUUGAAGUGGAGAUUAUGAAUGCCCUGGGCAAGGCGCUAAACUUCAAACCCGUUUACUACAGACCCAAUCAAAGUGAAAACCUAGACUGGGAGCUGGAAACGGGCUAUGGAAAUAGUAAUCCCGAUGGAUAUGGACAGAAUGAGACUUACAUAGACUCAAUGCUUAUAGAUGAGGUGGCAGCUCACAAUGCUCGCUUUGCCAUUGGGGAUUUGCAUCAGUUCCAGGUUUAUUUGCAAUUCGUGGAGCUAAGUUUGCCACACGAUUUCGAGUGUCUUACCUUCCUAACACCGGAAGCCUCGACAGACAACUCCUGGCAGACCUUCAUCCUUCCAUUUAGCGGUGGAAUGUGGGCUGGUGUCUUAGUCUCACUCUUUGUAGUCGGCACUGUCUUUUAUGGCAUUAGUUUCUUAAAUGCCAUUAUCAACAGGAAUGUAUCUUCUGGAUUCUUUCGUUUCCUUCGGAGAAAUCAUGCAGUUCCCAUGGAUCCGAAAAUCUAUCGAAGAAUUAGUUUUCGCAUUGCCAUUAGUCGCUAUCGUCCCCCUAAAGAAUCUCGGAGACCUCGCGAUCUCUUCGAUGAUUAUGCCAACUGCAUUCUGCUUACCUAUAGUAUGCUCCUCUAUGUGGCUCUACCUCGAAUGCCUCGCAAUUGGCCUUUGAGGGUUCUGACGGGUUGGUAUUGGAUCUACUGCAUCCUCUUGGUGGCCACAUAUAGGGCCAGCUUCACUGCCAUUUUAGCCAAUCCAGCUGCCAGAGUUACUAUUGAUACUCUGGAGGAUUUGCUAGGCUCCCAUAUACCACCCUCUGCUGGAGCCACUGAGAAUAGACAGUUUUUCUUAGAUGCCGAUGAUGAGAUUGCUAGAAAAGUGGGCAAUAAGAUGGAGGUGGUUGGACCCAGCGAUGAUUUGACCUCUCGCAUUGCCAAAGGUCAGUGCGCCUACUACGACAACGAGUUCUAUCUACGUUACUUAAGAGUGGCGGAUGAAUCUGGAUCUGGAAUCGGAUCAGCUCUGCAUAUCAUGAAGGAAUGUGUGGUCUAUAUGCCCGUAGUGCUGGCCAUGGAGAAGAACUCUGCUCUGAAAGAACAUGUUGAUAGCUCCAUUCAACAUCUGGCAGAGGGUGGUCUCAUAUCUAAGUGGCUUAAGGAUGCCAUAGAGCAUCUGCCGGCGGAGGCUCCUGCCCAACAGGAGGCCCUUAUGAAUAUCCAGAAAUUCUGGAGUUCUUUCGUGGCCCUGGGUGUGGGUUAUGUUAUAUCUGUUCUAACACUUUUCGCCGAGAGAUGGCAUUUUAAGCAUUUUAUUAUGAAACAUCCCAUGUAUGAUGUCUACAAUCCAAGUUUGUACUAUAAUUUUAAAAGAAUGUAUCCAGAGCAAUGAAAAGGAAAACUUAAUAAAA